This is a messenger RNA of Dalotia coriaria, 981 nucleotides long. RefSeq names its product 28 kDa heat- and acid-stable phosphoprotein. Bases 158 to 715 code for a protein of 185 amino acids. The transcript is spliced from 4 exons. Gene Ontology annotation, molecular function: RNA binding. NCBI's taxonomy places the organism in Eukaryota, Metazoa, Arthropoda, Insecta, Coleoptera, Staphylinidae. The record is from RefSeq and is a predicted model, not a curated record. Gene Ontology annotation, cellular component: cytosol.
CUGGCGGCGCAACUGGCGCAAGUUGGGCGCAACGUAGCGUCAGACGUUUAAACCCUGUCACUUUUUACAAUUUUCUAAUAGCGCGUUGUAUUUGAUUCUACCGAACGAAACGCUUUUGUUUCCAUUUACAACGAUAUUUAACCACAAGCAGAGAAACAUGCCGAGAAAGUUCGUCAACCACAAAGGCCGCCACCGCAAGUUCACGAAUCCUGAGGAGCUCGAACAGGAUCGUAAAAAAGAAGAGGAGAAGCGGAGAUUGCGAGCUCAGAGAGGUGUUGAUGAAGUCACAUCAAGCGAAGAAGAGGAUGAUGCAGCUGGUGAUAAAGGUUCAGGCUCAGAGAGUGAAGAAUCCUCCAGUGAGGAGGAAGGCAAAGCGAAGGGCGUAUCAAACCUAAUCGAAAUUGAGAACCCCAACCGAGUGCAAAAGAAGACGAAGAAGGUGACGAACACGACGAAAACGGAGGACCUGGCCGACAAGCCGCAGCUAUCGCGACGCGAACGUGAAGAAAUCGAGAAGCAGCGAGCGCGCGCCCAUUAUCAGAAGCUACACGCCGAAGGCAAGACGGAAGAGGCUCGCUCCGACCUGGCGCGACUCGCUAUCAUCAAGCAACAGCGUGAAGAUGCUCAGCGAAGGCGCGAGGAAGAGAAGAAAGUGAAAGAAGACGCCGUCAAACAGAAGACAGCUCAGACGCAAAAAGCCUUAGGCAAGAAGUAAUCUAUUAAUUCUACACGUUUUUAUUAUGUCGUUUCGCAUUAUUGGUUUUGUAUCGCGAUAUCUUCGGACUCACGGAUACAGAACGCCCGAAACACAUCGAUGGCGAACUACGUUUGCGCUGAAUAAGCAAUCGUCACACCAGAAAUCUUUAGCUCCUCUAUUUUUAGCGUCUUCUUUUGUCAUUUUAAGAACUCAUUUAUAUGAUGUACGAGAUGAUUUACCGUUUCAACCAUUAAUAAAUUGAUCGUAAGGGUUGUACAAUACUA